GAGGGAGGGAGACCAUGGUGCAAUUUAGCCUCAAGCUCGAGGACAAUCGGGUGGACAAGUGGUCAUCGCAGUACUUGGACUACCGGAAAUUGAAGAAGGCAAUCAAGCAGAUAGCUUCGCAUCGAAAGACGGCCGCUCUUGUUGCUCAGAGGACAUUGGGUUGUUAG
Ectocarpus sp. CCAP 1310/34 is the source of this 167-nucleotide messenger RNA. Lineage: Eukaryota; Phaeophyceae; Ectocarpales; Ectocarpaceae. The record is from the annotation of a GenBank genome assembly.